Molecule: messenger RNA, 184 nt
Organism: Anisakis simplex (herring worm)
Lineage: Eukaryota; Metazoa; Nematoda; Chromadorea; Rhabditida; Anisakidae
Source: the annotation of a GenBank genome assembly
GCGUGUUCACUUACAAGUGACUGUAUCGGAUUACGAUCGAGUUGGUUCGAAUGAACGUAUCGGGCAUGUCAUAAUCGGUAACAACACGAACGGUAUCGCGUUGAAGCAAUGGCAAGAUAUGCUUGCAACACCACGCAGAUCAGUUGCACAAUGGCACACCCUGAUGCCAUUCCAUGAUGACUAA